Molecule: messenger RNA, 1586 nt
Organism: Setaria italica (foxtail millet)
Lineage: Eukaryota; Viridiplantae; Streptophyta; Magnoliopsida; Poales; Poaceae
Product: thaumatin-like protein 1b
Exons: 2
Coding region: 292-1062 (256 amino acids)
Biological process (GO): defense response
Cellular component (GO): extracellular region
Source: RefSeq, a predicted model, not a curated record
CCCCAGUUUCCCAGAGGCCAGCCAGACUGCCAUGUCUGUUUGUUUGUCCUCCUCGAUCAGCUCCUGCGAUGCAAGCAGCCGUAUCGGCAAUAAAAAUCUCCAUGUGCAGCAAAUUGGAGCAUGGACCUUCCUUGAAUGAUUCUUGCCCUCUUGGAACCUUCCUAAUAUUUUUUCUUAAUAAUUAAUAGCUCCGGUUAGGAGUAUCUUAGUUACCUUACCUCGUCGUCAUGCGAUGCAUCAACAAACCAAAAUUUUGCAUCUGUCUGCUUCACCCCUUUGUUCUUCUCCUCCAUGGGAGGACCUCUCUCUCUCCUCUCUCUGCUCUGCUGCCUCACAUUUCUCCUCCAAGGAGCAGCGCCUGCGACGUUCACCAUAACCAACAGCUGCGAGUACACGGUGUGGCCAGGCAUCCUCUCCAACGCCGGCGCCCCGCCGCCGUCCACGACCGGCUUCGCGCUGCCCCCGGGCCAGACGCUCGCGGCCACCGUCGCCUCCGCGUGGUCCGGCCGCAUCUGGGGCCGAACGCUCUGCGCCACGGACUCCUCCUCCGGCGCCUUCGCCUGCGCCACCGCCGACUGCGGCUCGGGCGCCGUCGAGUGCUCCGGCCGCGGCGCCGCGCCGCCGGCCACCCUGGCCGAGUUCACUCUCGCCGGCGGCACCGGCGGGGACGACUUCUACGACGUCAGCCUCGUCGACGGCUUCAACGUGCCCAUGCUCGUCGCCCCGCAGGCGCCGGCGGCGGCCAACGGGAGCUGCCAGGACACGGGGUGCCCCGCGGACCUGAACAGGGCGUGCCCCGCUGAGCUACGCGUCGCCGGCGGCGCGGGGGCGCAGACGGUGGCGUGCCGGAGCGCGUGCGAGGCGUUCGCCGAGGCCGUGUACUGCUGCAGCGGCGCGUACGGGUCCCCGGCGGCGUGCGCGCCGACGGCGUACUCGCGGCUCUUCAAGGCCGCGUGCCCGGCCGCCUACAGCUACGCGUACGACGACGCGACGUCGACGUUCACCUGCGCCGCGGCCGGCGGCGGCUACGACGUCGUCUUCUGCCCCGGCACGUCCAGGUAAGCACGGCGCGGCGGGCUGGUUUUCUUCGCACGUCUGUGCAUGCACGUAUUUUUUUUUCCUUCCCGGCUCGUACGGGCUCGGCACGUUCCGUCUUGCUCGGUUUGGGGUUGGGCGAUCGGCACGUCGUUGCCGCGUCCAUUGAUUCAUCGUGGAUGGAAGAAGCCGCAUGACAUGACAUGUCACCAGCCCAGGUCGUCACGACAGAUCACGGGCGAAGAUCAAGAUCGAUCAAAGUGAAAUAACAGGUCGAAAUCUGCAACUUGUUUGGGAUGACAGGCUGAUGACACGUAGUCCAAUUGUCAACAAUGCGCGAUGUUAUUUUGUACUUUGUUUGUCGGACCUUCCUCCUCUUUAUUAAUAUAGCAGCAGCUAUUCUGCUAGCUCGUUUAAAAAAAAUGCGCGAUGUUACCCUGUUCAUCUGAUUGGUGUUUGAAGAAGGAUGAGAGGGCCGGCAUGGGUUUAGAGACGCCAUUAGCCUCGUAUGAUCCUGAUGCUAGGGAGAAAUUGUUCGUCCUAGUUUAGCU